Xenopus tropicalis (tropical clawed frog) is the source of this 2632-nucleotide messenger RNA. RefSeq names its product ectodysplasin A receptor (gene edar). Gene Ontology annotation, molecular function: signaling receptor activity. Lineage: Eukaryota; Metazoa; Chordata; Amphibia; Anura; Pipidae. Gene Ontology annotation, cellular component: membrane. The record is from RefSeq and is marked provisional. Gene Ontology annotation, biological process: cytokine-mediated signaling pathway; positive regulation of canonical NF-kappaB signal transduction; positive regulation of JNK cascade.
CCAGGGAAGAGUGCACAUGUACCAGCUCUGGCUGUGACUGAGUGGCAGAUGACAAGGUCCCAUUUAGCCUUGGAGUGAGCCAUGAAGUUUCUACUUAUUAGCUGGAUUUCCCUGGACUGACUGAUUUCCUUUUAACUGCAUUAGUGUGGAGCACAUCAUUCAGGCCUCAAGUGCAAAACCCCAGAAAAGCAUGAACCAAUCAAGUGACAGAAAAUGGACCCAUAUAUUCCGCUUUAUAAUGGUGUCCCUGUUGUGCUCUGUGCAUGCAGAUUAUGGGAACUGUGGGGAAAAUGAAUAUUAUAAUCAGACGACUGGCAUGUGCCAAAGCUGCCCUGAAUGUGAGCCUGGGGAAGAACCAUAUAUGACCUGUGGUUAUGGCUUUAAAGAUGAAGACUUUGGCUGUGUUCCUUGCCAGUCUGGCAAAUAUUCAAAAGGAGGCUACCAGAUUUGCAGAAGGCACAAAGAUUGCGAGGGGUUUUUCCGCGCUACUGUCCUAACUGCAGGGGACAGUGAGAAUGAUGCAGAAUGUGGACCAUGUCUUCCUGGGUACUACAUGUUGGAGAACCGUCCCAAGAGCAUGUAUGGAAAUGUUUGCUACUCCUGUCUGUCUGCGCCUCCAAACACCAAGGAAUGUAUUGGAUUAUCAGCCCCUAUUUCUGGCAGUUCCACAAGUACAACCGGCUCAAGCACCAUCUCCCCUUUCCAACAUCCACACAAAGUAGAAGUGUCUGGACAAGGACAUUUGGCCACGGCUCUGAUUAUUGCAAUGUCAACAAUAUUCAUCAUGGCCAUAGCCAUUGUUCUCAUCAUCAUGUUCUACAUUUUAAAGACCAAGCCUUCUUCUCAAGCAUGUUGCACCGGCCCUUCAAAGAAUGUGGAAGCUCAGAUCAACCAACAGGAAGAGAAAAAGGAGGUGCCAGCUGAAAAUAUCUUUUCUGAAAAAGAUGAAUUUGAAAAAUUGUCCGAGACCCAGACUAAAACAGAAAAAAAUGAAAAUGAUGCCUCGUCAGAGAAUGAGCGUCUUUUAAGCCGUAGCAUGGACAGCGAUGAAGAGGCAGCCAUUGACAAACAAGGGAGCGCGGAGCUCUGCCUCUUAUCAUUAGUGCACCUGGCAAGGGACAAAUCCACCACAAACAGCAAAUUAACUGGGAUCCACAGUCGGAGGAAAAAGAUACUGGACCUUUAUGCCAGUGUAUGUAAUGUUGCAGAAGGUCUCAGCCCUACAGAACUGCCGUUUGACUGCCUAGAAAAGACCAGCAGAAUGCUUAGUUCUACAUACAAUACAGAAAAAGCAAUAGUCAAAACAUGGCGUCACCUUGCUGAGAGCUUUGGCUUGAAAAGGGAUGAAAUUGGUGGAAUGACAGAUGGACUUCAGCUCUUUGAUCGCAUCAGCACUGCUGGAUACAGCAUACCAGACCUGCUUACUAGGCUGGUACAGAUUGAGAGACUGGAUGCUGUGGAAUCCCUGUGCACAGACAUUGUAGAGUGGGCACAAGGAACACCCACAUUAAACCCACCUUCUUUACCCAAAAAUGAAAGCUCGUGAACUGAGACUGGACACGUAAAGUCCUUUUGUAUUGAGGACAUGCAUAAGGUUACACAAUGAGCACCCUGUACAAUCUAGCAAUCCUAAAUCAUUUCAGAAUAGAGGAAUAUUUGCUUUUCCUGUAUAAAGAUGCACACUGAACAUACUGGAGAUGCCACAGUUGGAUAUCCAGCAGUAUUAAACACAUGUAGCACUGAGAAGGAUGAUUCUCACGUAGAGAAUGCAAAUGGAAUAGCAUAUUUCCUAAAAAGACAACUGAAUUAUGGACAACAUAUUCAAAAAAUAAGUGCAUGGUGGAAAUUGGUCUAAUUUUUUUCAAGAAACAUUUUCUUUUCCCAUCUAGUGUAUAAAUCAUAUAUCAAACGCUACAGUAGUUUCUGUUAGCCUUGAAAGAAAUGAAAUGUGGCAUUUUUGCUGCUGAAGAAUCCACCAAAAAGAAAGACAUUCUGGACCAGCAUAUAAAGUAAUAUGGACUCCAUGGGUGCAGAUAUUGCUAAACAUACUAACACAUGAACACUUUUGAAACUGUUGUACUUUGUCUUGAAUGAUUCUGUCUUUGCAGUUUAGGAAAGGCUUUACAACAUGGGAUUUUUGCUAUCUGGGCAAACAGAGAAGAGAAUCAUGAAAUGACUUAUAAUAACUAAGUGACCAGAAGCCACAAUUUUGUUAUAAAAAUUCUCUGUGCAGAAUCUGUAAAACUGUGCACUUUUCUCCAUUAGUGUUCAAAUGAUUUCUACCCAAGAACAUUUCUUAGUGAAGUAUGCUUAGUACAGCCAAUACCUAUUACCUGCAUUAUAAGAUUCACUUGUUGAGCCAAUCAAUGAGCCAAUGCGGUCCAUGAUCUUAAUAAAAAAAAAUCAAACCUGACUUGAUUUUCAGCCAGAUAUUGGUUGAGUUGGGCCGUUGGGGGUCGCCAUACAUGGGGUGUCGAAUUGGUCUAAAGGACUUAAAUUGGCAGCUUAAAUCUGCCUGUGUAUGGCUACUGUAAGCCCUGAACAAUCUAUAAACAAACUUUGGCAGUUAUUUCUGCUAAUAUUUGCUUGACAAAUGACUGUGCAUCUUUGUCACUAGGGGCAUUUAUCUAAA